Messenger RNA from Aphidius gifuensis, 1152 nucleotides. RefSeq names its product serine/threonine-protein kinase S6KL-like. Lineage: Eukaryota; Metazoa; Arthropoda; Insecta; Hymenoptera; Braconidae. The record is from RefSeq and is a predicted model, not a curated record. The transcript has 2 exons. The coding region runs from base 3 to 335 and encodes 110 amino acids.
CAAUGACACUUUGUAAAGAUGGCUUUGAGGAGAAUAAUGAAAAUGAAAAAAUUGUACCAGGUACAUUACCAGAUGACAUUGAAAUAUCAAAAAGUUCAGAGGAUCUUUUAAAACGUUUGCUACAACCAGAUCCUCGUGCUAGACUUAAAUCAGUUUAUUUACUUCAAAGAAUAGCAUUUUUUAUGGGACACGAUAUUCAAAGUUACAAAUUAAAAAAAAUAUCACCAUUUCGUUUAUUAGGAAAAACUUUACAAGAUCCAGCUAGAUCAAUUAUUGAUCCAUUUAGAGAUUUCGAUUCUUUUAUUGGUGGCAGUACAAAUCGUAGAUGGAACUAAUGAUAAUAUUCAUUAAAUAUUAUAUAUUUAUAUUGAUAAAUAUUUAUUAUAUAUUUAUAUACUUUCAGCAGUAUUUUAACGUACAAAUAAAAUUAAUCUUUAUUUUUUAUAUUAAAUAUUUUUGUUAUUGUGUUUAUUGUUAUCAUUUUUUUUUUGUAAAUGUUAUUAAAAAAAAUUAUAUUUUCUCUUACAAACUCAGGUGUUAUUAUUAUAUAAUUUUUAUAAUUAUUAUUUAGAAAUUAUAUGAGUGAAAUUUAGUUUAUUUUAACGUCGUUGAAAAUAUAGACAAUUCUUUUAUCUUCUGUUGAUUUAUUGGAUUAAUUUUACAGUUCUGUCUUGGUCUUGAUUUAGCUAUUGUUAUAUUCAAUUAUUAUAGAAAUAAGUAUGGUGUUUAUAUUUGAAAAAUAUUUUUAAUUACAUUAAAGUCAUAAAAAUGUAAAUUAAAAUGAGGAAUAACGAUUUACCAAUUUAUUUGAAAAUGCAACGGAUCAUUGAAAAGAAAAAAAUAAUAAUUUAUACCAAAUAUACAUAAAAAUAAUGACUGAUAAAAGAAUAAAAAAACAAAUUUAAUAUUUAAAAUUUAAUCUUUAUUAAUAUUUGAAAACAAUAAAGAAACAAAAAACUCAUAUGGAUUCAUAUGGAAUAUUUAUUAACAAGUUUUAAUAACGUUUGAAGAUGAGGUAUGCCUUGCUUCCAAAUUGUUGGUCGAAGAGAUUCUAGAAAGAUAUAAAAGAACGAAAAAUUAAAUAUCAGUAAAAAUUGUAGUAAUUUUUUUGUAUUUUAUAAAUAAUUUAAAAUAAAAAUUCGGACAAGAAAC